AUGGCAGAUGUCCGGAAUACCUCACGGAAGCUAAAGCGGACGUCAAACGCAUGCAUCGCGUGCCGUACCAGCAAAAUCAAGUGCACGGGUGAAGAGCCAUGCGCCAACUGUCAGCGCAGGCGUGUCGAGUGUCGUUUUGUAGAAGGCGUGAAUAAAGUCAUUGUUACUGAGAGGUUCGUAGGUUAUCCUAUGUUGGAACAUGCGACAUAUAAAACUGACAAUCGGGCCGUGAGGAUGGAUAGAUAUCUCCGAGAACUGCAAAAUAGAGCUCGCAAAAGCCAAGGGCAGGAUACGGAGAUCCAGCCGGACCGACAGUCGGUUAAGCGGACCUCAGCAUCGGCAUUCGGAUCGGAUGCAGAUAUUGAUGCGUCGCCGUCUGCAGAUAAUCUGACGCAGCUGUUCACAGCAAGGACGAUAUGGACUAGCCCAUUCACGCUCCCAUCGCGAGUGAUAAAGAAGAACGAUAGCACCAAGCGAAAUUGGACGCGGUUGAAACUCAUGAUUACAGAGAAGCUCCAGAUUGUAUCGCACUGCAGCGGACCAGAUCUAUUCGAUGGUGACCUCUACCCAAUCCACUGGAACCCCCUUCCGGUGAAUGAGCACCCUGAUGUCAGCAACCUUCCUUCAAUGGACUACGCACUCUACCUGUUUAAUACCGUCAAAUUCCAUCUGGGACAUAACUUCCGUCUACUCGAUGAAGCCAACUUUUUACACCACACCAAGGAGUUCUACCAUGGAGACGCAGCAAAGGAAGCAAGUAAUAAUCGGCUAUGGUUCGUUCAGUUUCUACUAGUUCUUGCAUUUGGGAAUGCAUUCUUGUUGCCAGUGGGCUAUCGUUCAAGUAGCGACAAUAAAGAGCCACCCGGGGCUAAGUUCUUCGUGAGGGCUAUGAGACUGAUGCCCGAUCCGACAACGUUAUCCCGCAGCGGAUUUGUGGCCAUUGAAGUUCUCGCAUUGACAGGGUUGUAUCUUUAUUGUAUCGAUCACCGGUCUUCAGCAUACUCUUAUGUAGGACACGCCAUCCGCAUUGCACAGAUGGACGGUAUGCAUACGCAACUGCCUGAAGACGAGCUUGGAGCAGAAACUGUCGCCCGGUCGAGGGAUCUUUGGUGGACGCUAUACAUUUUGGACCGUCAUAUAUCGUCAUCAGUCGGUGCGUCCAUGACACUCCAGGAUGGCGAUAUCACCACCCUGCUUGACCCACCCGGGACAACAACGCAGAGCAAUGCUACGCUUGGUCUUCUGGUGAGGCUGUCGCAUCUUCUAUCAUAUAUUCUGUCAACUAUAUACAAAUGUAGUCAAACUCAGCUGGGGACGUUCCUCGAAACCACACGAUCGAUCUUACAAGUCCUUGCCAGUCAAGCCCAAGACAUUGAGAAUAUCAUGGAAGUGAAAUUCCAGAACUCAGUGGAUGUCAUGUCGAAGGGAACAAGGCACGUUACGCUGCUAUAUCACCAGUGCGUAAUAGUGGCUACGCGCCCACUGUUGCUAUCAGUGCUUAAAGAGCGAUUAGACCGAAUAGGUCACGGACCGGAAGACUGGCAGAGCAUUGUGGCCCCGACUGAUGGUUUGAUCUCGGCAGGCAUCAAGUCGGCAAUCAAAACGCUGCAGAUAUUGAAGGACGAAGACAAUCUACUCGACGUCUUCCUCCCCUUCGACAUGGAGUUCACCUACGGAGCAGCAAUGCACAUCGCCAUGGCCAAAGCUGUCUUUCCCAACGUCACCGAAGGCGAAAAUGAAAACUGCAUGAACGAUAUUUACUUGAUCCUCGACCAAAUGAUCCAGCGUGGGAACAAGCUCGCAGCAGCGCGAAAGUCUGAACUUGUACAGCUUGAAAUGCUUUUCCAGGAAGUCGCAGAGCGCAUCGAACGGCGGGGACUUGAGACACUCACCCUGCCCACAUCUUCAGCGGCGGUGCCACCGCCCUCCGAGCUGGGCUCCGAAUUCAUGAUGGCGGGACGUGUCGACCGUCCUCAAGUCUCGGCAGAUCUGGCAGUUUGUUCAGUGCCUUUGAACUCGGUACCAGGGUCCCCAUCUGUUCUGGCUCAAGCUUCUAGCCUCGGCUUUUUAGAUAGUAUUGGAAUUUCCUCUUACGAGUUCUUCUCGUUGGUAAAUCAGAUUGGGCAGACAGAGGGGUGCAGUGUUUUGGAUGCGGGUGCGCCACCAUGGGAUGGAUCCAUGUAG
Molecule: messenger RNA, 2184 nt
Organism: Aspergillus eucalypticola CBS 122712
Lineage: Eukaryota; Fungi; Ascomycota; Eurotiomycetes; Eurotiales; Aspergillaceae
Product: Zn(II)2Cys6 transcription factor
Exons: 8
Coding region: 1-2184 (727 amino acids)
Biological process (GO): DNA-templated transcription; positive regulation of transcription by RNA polymerase II
Cellular component (GO): nucleus
Molecular function (GO): DNA-binding transcription factor activity, RNA polymerase II-specific; zinc ion binding; sequence-specific DNA binding
Source: RefSeq, a predicted model, not a curated record